Molecule: messenger RNA, 2606 nt
Organism: Bombus impatiens (common eastern bumble bee)
Lineage: Eukaryota; Metazoa; Arthropoda; Insecta; Hymenoptera; Apidae
Product: synaptic vesicle glycoprotein 2A
Exons: 11
Coding region: 372-1865 (497 amino acids)
Biological process (GO): transmembrane transport
Cellular component (GO): membrane
Molecular function (GO): transmembrane transporter activity
Source: RefSeq, a predicted model, not a curated record
GGAAACGAGCAAGAGCAUUCGCUCGUGUCCGUUUAGUGCAAAGUCAUUUACACCAAAAAACGUUUCCCCGCAACGAACGCGAACGAACGUUCGGGGAGAUUAGACCGAGCAUCUAUAGAAUACGCGAUAGUUAUAUUCUCGAUUCGAUCUUCGCUCGAACCUGUGACAACUAUGUUCGAUGGAUGGAUUAGAAUGUUUAUCGUGAGAAAUUUGAAAAUACAAAAGUGCGCAGAGUCUCGCGUAGUAUGUAGAAAUAUACGAACUAUUCAAGUACAAUACUCGCUAUAGCGUUUAGCACCAAGCAAACGGCGGAAAGCGUAGCUCAAGAUGCCGUCGACCAAACAGGGUUUGGCAAGUUUAACCUUAAGGUUAUGGCCGUCUGCAGUCUGAUCUUCAUGAACGUGGCUUUUAGUAUAACAAGUAUCGGUUUUGUAUUACCAUCAGCGGCAUGCGACUUCAGAAUGACCACUGUUGACAAGGGACGCAUGAGCGCCGCCCCCAUGUUAGGUAUGUUAGCAGGUUCGUACAUGUGGGGUUGCUACGCAGCUAUCAAAGGGCGAAGGAUGUCACUAUUGGUCGCGUUAUUUCUACAUGGUAUCUCUGAAUUAUUGGCGUCGGUGGUGCCAUUUUAUUGGGUUUUCCUGUUUUUGAAAUUUCUAAGCGGUGCAGCUAUGAAUGGACAAUCGGCCGUCGUUUUUCUGUAUUUGGGUGAAUUUCAACCGACUAAAUAUCGGGACAAAAUGCUCUCGUGGAUGGAAAUGGCUUGGGUGGUUGGAAUGAUCAUUUUAGCAGGCGUCGGUUGGAUUAUUAUUCCGUUGAACGUGAACAUCGAAACGGACGGCGGUUUCUUUUUCCAUUCGUGGAAUCUUUUCGUGUUCAUAUGCUCCCUUCCAGCCUUGUUGACCGGAACUUGGUUGCUGUUUUUCCCUGAAACACCAAAAUAUCUCGCGGAGACUGGACACAACGUUCAGAUGCUGGACGUUUUAAUGAGAAUGUACUCUGAAAACAGUGGAGAGCCACCGAAAGAGUACAUAACGAAGCUUCGGAACUGCGAGAAUAACAAUUUAAACGAUUUGGUGCACCGAAUAAUGCACACCAAAGAGAGAGAAGAUGUGAGCGAGAAAUCCUUCCAAGUGAUGAUAACUGACAUAUACAUGAAAACCAUGAUGAUAUUGAAGCCACCGUUUCUUUGUAGAACGAUUGUAAUGUGUCUGAUCGCAUGUUUCGUCACGUCCUCUUAUUACACGCUGACUUUAUGGCUGCCAGAACUUUUUCAUAGAUACGCGGACUUUCAGGAGGCGUAUCCCAAUCAAACAGCUAGCGUUUGCACAUUGAAGAGCGCGAAAAAUGUUACAGAAAUAGAUAUGUCAGACGAUCCGUUCGGCUGCAAUUCCAGAGUACAAACUAGCGUGUUCGUGCACACAUUUAUUUUGGGUGCCUCGUGUAUUCCGACAGGGCUGAUAUUGCCAUUAUUUGUUAACUACUUAGGAUAUAAAUUUUUCCUCGUGAUAACAGCUUUCAUUCCUGCUGUCGUGACGGCUUGCCUCUUUCUGGUGGAGACGUCCACCCAAAACUUGGUUCUUUCGUGUGCCUAUGAGUCCGUCACUUCCGUUUGCUUGAGCGUCGUAUAUUGCCUUUUAGUCGAUCUGUAUCCAACGCAUUUAAGAGCAAUGGCGUCCGGUUUGUCUGCCUUUAUCAGUAGAAUAGGUGCCAUUAGUGGUACUCUAAUGAUCGGAUACUUGAUCGACGACUAUUGUACAUUGGUGAUUGUUAUCGUAGCUGCUCAAUUAUUCCUGAGUGGUUUGUUAGCCCUGUUUACACCAGGAAGAAAGAAAUCGAAAGCGAUAGACGUUGAGAAAUCUUAACGACAGUACGGAUUAAGCUAAAGAAAGUGGGACGAAAGAAAAGAAACAAUCAAAAAGGUUUUUACAUUCACAAGAAAAAUUCUAUAUAAUUUACUUUUCCAUUUUUCUUUUUUUCUUAAUAAUAUAAACGCAUUUCGCUUGGAAACAAGAAAUAUAGGCAAUUUUAUCGAUGAGAGAAUUUAAUUAAACUCGAAAUAAUUAGAGGAUCUCUUAUUUAACACCAGAAAGUCCAAUCAAAACGACUAAUUCACAACGAUUGAUAAAAAUUAUUAUUUUCAUUAGUAAGCGUGACAUAAUUAUUUGCAACUCUUUAAGCUACGGUGCUUCUGGUGUUAAAACAUCUUUACUUUCCCUUAAGUUCUGUCAAGUUAAGAGUAUGAAAACAUGUUAUUACUUAAAUGUACGAUAUAAUAUUACAACUUAAAUUUAGAGGAAAGAUAUUAGUGUUAAAUUUACAGUAUUUCUUUCUCGUAAUGGUUAAGAACGUUAAUGUCUUCAUUUCUUGUUAACGAAUUAUAUACUUAUCUAUAUACAUAUACAUAUAUAGAAACACCAUCUUCUAAUAACUAAACUAUCGUGCCUGUGUACUUUCUGCGUAUACUUUAUCACGGCCGGUGUUUGCGUUAUUUUAUACAUUUUUCUUAAUACACACCGGACAUAAUUUAGUAUACUAUAAGAGGAUGCCUGUUAUUGAUCGAGUGUAUUUUGCAAGUGAAGAUUAUUCUUCCUAUACAAUGGCUA